Molecule: messenger RNA, 2629 nt
Organism: Eleginops maclovinus (Patagonian blennie)
Lineage: Eukaryota; Metazoa; Chordata; Actinopteri; Perciformes; Eleginopidae
Gene: gpr180
Product: G protein-coupled receptor 180
Exons: 10
Coding region: 70-1374 (434 amino acids)
Biological process (GO): response to pheromone; G protein-coupled receptor signaling pathway
Source: RefSeq, a predicted model, not a curated record
CGGGUGCUUCGUGGCUCAUUGAAUACAUGAGUUUAUUUGUCGAUAACCGUGAACUGCAUUAGGUAAAAAAUGUCGUAUUUAUUAGCCACAUUCACAGCCUUAGUGCUGCUAAAUUCUGAGGCUUUUGGUAAAAGUGUGACUGGACUUUUUAAGAGUGAAGCAGCGAGACAGCAGAGAGGACAGUUCAUCACUAAAUUCAUGUACCAAGGUUAUGAUGGUCUGCUGGUGACCCGGCUGGAUAACGCUCCCCUGGCCAGAGAGAAGGAGUCCAGACUGCUGCUGUUUCAGAACAUGGACUCAGACCUGGACAACCUCAACUGCACGGAGAGGCUCCGUAAAGCUCACUUAGCCAUUUCUCUCAGUGUGGACGAACACAACCAGACGAUCCCUAAACAGUCGUCUCCUUCAGCCUGGCAGGUCCUGUACACUGACAGAUACACAUGUCAGAAGGACGCAGUGAUCCCGUCUUACCCUGAUCUCAGUUUCACUAUCUUGCUGUUCAACGCUGACUCUGCAGGAAAUCCUCUGGAGCACUUCAGCGCAGAGGAGGCAGGUCUCCACACCUUUUACUUCCUCCUGCUGCUGGCCUACUUCAUAGCCAGCUGUAUCUACUUUAAGCCUCUGCACCAGGCCCUCAAAAAAGGAGGCCCCAUGCACUCCAUCCUCAAAGUGCUGACCACCGUGCUGGCUUUACAGGGCUGCUCUGCCCUCUGCAACUACAUCCACCUGGCCAGGUACUCCAGAGAUGGUGUUGGUCUUCACCUGAUGGGCAUCCUAGCAGAGUUCUGGGAUAUGGUGUCCCAGGUGUCCAUGCUGUACAUGUUGCUGAGUCUGUGUGUGGGCUGGACUCUGAGCCGCGGCAGGAAGCCUCAGUCCGGACCGCUGCAGUGGGAACAAACCCCGAGGUCCACGGCCGUCGCUGUCGGAGGAGUCGUCAUACAGGGAGGCUUGCUGCUGUGGGAGCAGUUUUCUGAAACAGAGGGUCCACAUCACAGCUUCCACGUCCAGCAGAGUGUAGCCGCUCUCCUGCUCAUGGCUCUGAGGGUCGGCCUGGCCCUCCUGCUGGCCUCCGUCCUCUACCAGAUCAUCUCCAACGAGAGGAGCACCCUGAAGAGAGACUUCUACCUCUGCUUCGCCAAGGGAUGCUUCCUGUGGUUCCUCUGCCAUCCCGUCCUCUUCCUCACGUCGGCCAUCUUUAACGUGCACCAGAGGGAGAAGGUGCUGACCAUUGGUGUGAUCCUCUGCCAGACCAUCUCUAUGGUGAUCCUCUACCAGCUCUUCCUGUCCCGGUCUCUUUAUUGGGAGGUCUCCUCCCUCUCGUCAGUGUCUCUGCCUCUCACGAUGUCCAGGAUGAACAACAGACCACGUUACUGAUCUGUGAAGCAAGGGAGAAGUGACAGAAACUCCAAGUUUGUCUGCAGAGACAGGAAGUGCCGUAUAGCUGCAGGGACUUUUUUCCUUUGCUGUUACCGGACCAGAAGAUGAUAUUUACAGCAACACCCUACCUCUAGUUGUAAAUAAUGUAUGAGAGAAAAUACAGAGCAGGAGGAAAGAUAUUUAGUGCACCAAGAGAGGAAGGACACCUGGCUUUUCAUGACACAUCAUAACUAUAGGCCAAAAUAUCAUUUCAGACCAACACAAGCAUGAUCAAGUUGCAUCCAGAUUUUAGAUUUGCAAAAGUAGAGAUGGUUGUUUGGACCUAAAGGACACAAGAGAGGUUUUGGUUGUGUCAAGGAUACUUCUCUGCACAAAUGCAGCUUUAAUUAUCACUGUUAAACCACUGCUCAGCUCCUGUGUUAUAUUUAGGGAUGUAGUGUUACUGAAAGGAUCUGAACUAGAUUUGGGCUAGGUGAAAUGACCCAAGAGUAUGAUGUUUCAGCCAUAAUUAAAGCUGUGUGAAUUUUCUAAAUGAUCAUGAAACUGUAGGUUUUUCAUGGGGUUUAUUUACAAUAAGGGAAUAUAAAUGUGUGGAUGAAUGGUUCAGUAUGUGGUAAUAUUUACUCUGGAUAAACAUAUAAAGGCAGAGAGACAAUUAGGGGUACUUAAAGAAGGAUAUACUGACAAAUAGACGUGUGGAAGAAUGGAAGAUUGUAACAGUAAGUGGACGAGUAUAUUUCAAGUCACUUUAAUGAAAAGGGUAAGUAUUUUUGUCUUUGCACAUGCAGAGUGAGCCAAAAGGUCAGUGUGUGCAGCCUGUACAUCACAGAUCUAGCUUAAGUUAUUUCCUCACUCUUGACAUUCAUUCAGGAGCUGACAGCAUGUGAACCUUUUGAAAUUGUAUAAACUGUUUGUAGCUGGAGACACACAUAUUGUUUUUUUCUUUUUUUGGAAAUGGUAGGUAAUGUAUGUACUGUGCAUGGUAUUUGUCCAACAAUGACACUCAUAUUAGGCAUCUGUUGUUUUGCGUACUUGAUAUUUAAUCCUCAGAGGUUUCAAGAAGGUUACAUCAUUUUAAGUUAUUUGCAGACACAAAAAUAAAUGCCCAGUCAUUGCCGUUUUUGCAGUAUUUACACACCAUUUUCCAGAAUACAUGUAUUUAUGUUCUGUACAACCCAACCUGUGGAAAUAUGGAAUUUGUGAUCUGUAUAAAGUUGCUGUAAUAAAGUACAUUUUUAAGUUACCUUACUCA